AUGGCUCGUUUCGCCGCCCUCCUGCCUCUUGCUUGUGCGCUGGGCGCCUUUGCCCAGAGUGUCGCAUACAAUGACCCCAACACUGGCAUCGAUUUCAUGUCCUACGAAGAUACAAAGUCGGGUGCACGCUUUGGUGUCGCUACGCCUGAGACUUUGGGUGCCGACUUCAUCGGCCAGAUCGUUGCCCCCACUACUGAAGGAUGGGCUGGUCUUGACAUGUCCGCCCAGAUGGCAAACCACAUCUUGGUCGUCGCGUGGCCAAACGGCGAUGAGGUCAUGUCAUCUAUUCGCGAGGCUACUGGUUACACCACUCCUCCAGUCUACACUGGCAACGCAACUAUAACUCCCAUCGCUAAUGGUACUUUCGUCAACAGUACUCACUUUGCUUACACCUUCCUCUGCAAUGGCUGUAUCACUGGUGAUUCAGAUAGCUUCCCCAACACUGUCGCAGGCAACGCUUUCGGAUGGGCUUACUCCAGCGACGCUCCAGCUAGCCCUUCUUCUGGAGAUACUGCUUUGAACAUGCAUUCUGGAUUCGGUGCUUUCGCAGUCAUCUUUGCUAAUUCUUCUUCUGCGAGCUACGAUACUUGGGCAUCGUGGGCAGAGGCUGCAGUUUCGGACCCUGCUCCUAGCGUUCCUGGAAAUGGCAGCACGGGUACAAACCCCACCGUGGGCAACAAUGGCACUUCUACCAUCCCUGUUGCUACUACCUUGAACACGACUUACGACUACAUUAUUGCUGGUGCUGGUCCCGCUGGUAUUAUUGUGGCUGAGAGACUCGCCGAGACUGGCGCUGAAGUUCUUCUCAUUGAACGUGGUGAUGCAUCUACAUAUGUGACGGGUGGUCGUGCUGUUGAGUCUUGGAACGAAACUGUCACUCAGUACGAUGUUCCCGCUAUGGCUUACUACCUCUCCACUGCCGGCGUCACCAAUGAGUACUGCACUGACACUGCUGAUCAAGCUGGAUGUCUCCUUGGAGGCAGCAGCAUGAUCAACGCUCUCAUGUUUGUCCGUCCUCAAAAGCGCGAUUUUAACGACAACUGGCCUGCCGGCUGGAAAUGGUCUGAUGUCGCCCCCUCAGCCGAAAGCUUCUACUCGAGAAACCCUGGCACUAUCUCUCCUUCCAAAGAUGGUCAACGCUACGAUCAAGGGGCUUACGAUGUACUAUCUACUUUCUUCUCCAGCAAUGGAUGGUCUUCCGUCAAUGCACUGGAAGAGCCCAAUAAGAAAAUUGAUGUCUUCUCGCACCCUCCCUGGAAUAUCCAAGAUGGACUGAGAGCUGGCCCUGUGUUGACAUAUCUUCCUCUCGCUAAGGCAAAGAAGAACUUCCACAUUCAACUCAACAGUACUGUGAUCCGUGCUGUCCGCGAAUCCUCUUUCAUCACUGGUGUCGAGAUCGAACUUGUGGAUGGGAGCCGUCAAAUCGUCAAUGUCAAGACUGGGGGUAAAGUCGUUCUUGCAGGUGGUGCCCUCAGCACUCCUCGUAUCCUCAUAAACUCUGGCAUUGGCCCUUCUGAUCAGAUUAAGAUUGUUCAGGGCGGAAGCGUUGGCGUCACCCUCCCUGAAGAAGCAGAGUGGAUUGACCUGCCCGUAGGUAAAGGCCUCAAAGACCAUCCCAUCGUGACUCUGAAAUUCAAGACCAAAUCUUCCCUGGCUUCUCUGAAUACUACAGCUUUCACCUCCCCCUCUCAGGCAAACGUCGAUCUCUUCGCCCAAGGAAACGGUCUUCUGGUUCAAGGUGGCCAACGUCUAAACUUCUGGUCCUCGGUGAACGGCUCAGAUGGCAUCGAGCGUUUUGUUCAAGGAACCUGCAACUCACCCUCCAAUGACACUAUCAAGAUGAAGAUAUACCUAACUCAUGGUCUUACAUCUACUGGCGAGAUUGGAGUUACCGCGGAUGGAAGAACAAAGUAUCUGCAGCAACCGUGGUUGAACACGCAAGAAGAUAAAGAUGCUUUGGCUUCCUUUAUCGAUCGACUCGUUUCUUUCACCAAGACUGCGAAUUCAACAUUGAGCUUGGAUGCUGGGCUCACCGCGUCUUCAAAUGUCACGGGAGCGGAGUUGAUCAAGACCUUUGUUACGGGAAGUCAUUUCGUGGGUACGGCGAAGAUGGGAGAAAAAGAUGGGAGGAAUGGCGGUGAUGCGGUUGUGGAUCUUGAUACAAAGGUGUAUGGUACUGAUAAUCUGUUUGUGGUUGACGCUUCAUUCCACCCCGAUCUACCUACAGGAAAUACACAGGCUAUUGUUAUGGUGGCUGCUGAAGCUGCGGCGAAGAAGGUGGCUGCUGUUGCUGUUGGAGCUUCUGGUAAUGGCACUACUCAUGCUGCUUCAUCGACUAUCGCGCCAUCUUCUGCCAUCACCUCUGCUAUCGCUACUUCUACCGGCAAGGUAUCGGCGACCAUUACAAACGCACCAAAUACCUCAGCAGCCAGCACGACAACAGCGACAUUCACCGGUACUACAGCCAUCACUUCUGUAGCCGUACCCAGCCCUGCAUACACCGAAGUACCCAGAUACGGCAGAUGUGGCGGUAUUGGAUAUGAUGGACCCACAAAAUGCGCAGAAGGAUCGAGUUGUAAAGUCCAGAAUGAUUGGUAUCAUCAAUGUGUUUGA
This is a messenger RNA of Aureobasidium subglaciale EXF-2481, 2613 nucleotides long. Its product is annotated as carbohydrate-binding module family 1 protein. Gene Ontology annotation, biological process: carbohydrate metabolic process. Lineage: Eukaryota; Fungi; Ascomycota; Dothideomycetes; Dothideales; Saccotheciaceae. Gene Ontology annotation, cellular component: extracellular region. The record is from RefSeq and is a predicted model, not a curated record. The coding region runs from base 1 to 2613 and encodes 870 amino acids. Gene Ontology annotation, molecular function: flavin adenine dinucleotide binding; cellulose binding; oxidoreductase activity, acting on CH-OH group of donors. The transcript has a single exon.